AUGAGCGACGGGUCACACAUGACAGGAACUUCAACAUACCGGUCCAUCAUUGCUGCCGAGCUGCAGCGUCUGCACGACGAGAAUACUGCGAAGCAGCAGCAGGAAACUUUUCGCCGUGAGGCUCAGCGAGAUCACACGCGCAGUUUGGUGCGACUCAUGCAGCUUGACACUCGCGACGAGGCUAAAAUUGCCCUUCACGCCGGUUCGUUCUGUGCAUGCAUCUCGCAAAUCAAGUUGGUGGUGCUGAUGAAGCAUCUUGCUGCAUGUGUGCCUGCAUGUCUGCAAUCUUUAGAGAACGCUGCCCUUUACAACCAGCGCGCCGAGAUAUUGGAGCAGAUCCGCUUGUUGCAGGAUCGCUAUCUGGCUGAGAAGAAGAAGCUCCCUUCCAUCCCAGACAAGAAGGCGCGCCAUGAGAGACUGCAACGGUCGAAAGCUGUGCGUGACACGGGUGUGACGGCUCUACGCCACCACUUGGCUCAGUUAGAGGCCUCAGCACCACCUGUAGUGCGCCCAGGAAGCUCCUCGUACGCGAAAAACCUUAGUCGCGCAAUAACACCGGCAGGAAUUGUGUCACUCCGAGAGGUGGCGGUACAGAAGCCAAGUCGGCGAUCGAGAGUGUCGGCGACGGAGUAUAAACAGCUCAUGGACCAGAUCCGUGCGGUGAAGGUCGAACGCCAAACGAUGCACGAUCCUUAUGUGGCAAACUUAAAGCUCGCUCGUCUUUGGGAUCGCCUCCACGACACAGCGCGCUGUCUGGAGAACUAUGACGCCGCAUGCCAGGUGAUGAAGGAGAAAGACCUUACACGAAUUCCUCCAGAAGUACUGGAGGAAGUUCUAGAGAAGCAGCGGCAACGGCCGACACUGUGUGGAUCUGUGCAGCGAAGAGCGGCGCUGCAUUAUCUCUUCUCGCGGGCUCUCCAGCGGAAGCAACGUCAAGCAGCUGCCGACUUGCUUUCGAAGUUCAUUGAGCUUGCACUACCAGAGGACAGGUUGGAGGACGUUGCUUACGUGGACAGAAUUCUGCGCGAACAGGAAUACAUCGAAGAUCCGACGCUUGCGAGUCCUGACGAGAUCACAUUCGCUAUUCGAAAUACCAACAGCCUCGGCCACUUGACGGAUCUGCGUUUCAAAUUGCUAAAAGAGCUGCUUGAUACGUCACCGACAGAUCCAUAUCUCAUUGAGUCAGUGGCAAAUAUCCACGUCCGUCGAGGCGAAUUUGCAGCAGCUGAAGAGUUCACUUCUCGCUUUGUUGAACUGCCUUCUGUGAAACGGAUUUCGAUGUACGGUACUCUUGCCGAGCUGCGAUGUGGAAUGUAGGCUACUGCGAAGGGAUCGGUUAAAUUUUAUUGCUUUCAGAUUAAAGCUGGCUGAGGAUUAUGUUUCGAGGGUCCACAGAUUAUGUCUGACCAAAAGUAAUUUCAAUUUGUUAAUGGAAACAGAUAAA
Messenger RNA from Phytophthora infestans T30-4, 1444 nucleotides. RefSeq lists its product as uncharacterized. Lineage: Eukaryota; Oomycota; Peronosporomycetes; Peronosporales; Peronosporaceae. The record is from RefSeq and is a predicted model, not a curated record. The transcript is spliced from 8 exons. The coding region runs from base 1 to 1317 and encodes 438 amino acids.